CCUGCACCGUCUCGCCGCGGCGACACGAUGGGACAUUCUCCUCGUGGCGCGGGUCAGAACUAAAUGAGAGUUUCCACAAGCUGACAGCCUAGCCAGGCGAUAUGGCCCACCCUUCCGCAUCUCGGCAUUAUGGUGGCCUCGACCAAACAAAAGCUGGUGGCCGUUUGCAUGUUCAUCCAAGCCAUCUGACGAGCUCCCUGUCGCCUCGAAGUUCGGGUCGAGGAACGCGGUAGAGACGCCAUGGAAUGAAAGGAAACUUGCUCAGCUCCAUCGUAAUGGCAUACAAAAGAGCUCGGUGUUGUCCCCCCCACUGGUCCCGAAGACUCCUCCAAGUCUCUACCUCUCAAUUUCACUGUCGUUCUUCUCUCGUUGAGCUCCAGUUAUGUAUUCCUCUCGUUUUACCUCCCUGUCAGCAUUUGCUGCUCUCCUCUCGUUAGCUGUCACAGACCCAAACUCAGUAUGCUACUCAUUUGGUGUUGAUUUUGUCGAUGAUCAACAUUAUUUCAUCAACACCUUAUCGAGCGAGAGUUUUACCUGUGUCUCAACGUUCAAGGGCUGCAAUGUAGAUGUUGCAGAUGUUCUUCUCAUAGACCCUAAUGGCGAUGAACUUCUGUGCUCUCAGAUUCCGACAACCCCGGCUGAUACUCCUGAGCUUUCAACAUGUCCUAUUUUGAAGAGUCAGAUGGUCACUGGCGACUGGAUCAUCUUGAUUCUGGGAAACAACGAUGACGGCAACCCUUUCGCUUGGGAAAGAGAUCUCUCCCUAGACUGCGGACCACAGGCUACCACCACAUACACCCCGACAGUGACCUUCAACAUAACUACCACUCCUACUAUAACCUCAACAACUUCCUCCACCCUCUCAAUCACCUCCACUUUCGGCCCAACCACAACUUUCACCAUUCCGUCUAAAACUGCUAAGCGGACCAAGACAGUCACUCCCACUCCUGUUACUACUACAAUUGUCAAAACCUUCACCAGGCAGCGAACAACGUGGACAAAGGAACUCACAAUUAAGACCAAGACUGUUACGGCAACUUGCACUGAUCCGCCUAAGCCUACUCAUCCCGACAAGCCAUGUACUUACUCUCCGACCUUGAUCCAUCCGAAGGCACUAGCGACUCCGACCUCUAAAGCUCACCGAUAUGUGCGCAAGGGUGAUCGUGCCGUUGGUGUUGAGUACGCCCGAAGCCGAAUCGAAGCCGCUAAACUCAAGCGUGAUCUUAAAGCCAAGGCUGCUGAAGCUCAGCUCGAGGAGCGCGCUCCCGACGCACCUACCCUGACCAUCACAGCAGACACCCCAGUCAAUGCUACAGUCACGUACACAGAUCCUGCUAUCACUACCACCGAAUCAACCAUUGUUACGACCACUGCUUCGACAACUCUUCCUCCUGUCACAGUCUACUCUGGCGUCUUCACCUCGACCAUUACCCUACCUACACCUACCAAGACGCGGAUGUCUUUCACUUAUACGACUUCUUGGACCACUAAAACGAUCCAUGCUACCUGGACCCGUACUACCACUAUCACUCCGAGCGCAUCAAUUACGGCAUGCAGGAAGCAUGGUGGGCACUACGGUGGUAGAUUUUGAGCACUCUGAGACACCUAUUUCUUUAGGUCCAUAGGUCAUUCUAAGAUAGGCGCACAUAUAUCUCUUCUUUUAUAUCCCGAUAGCAAUUGAAUUGAACGAUCUCCAAAUUGAAC
Molecule: messenger RNA, 1704 nt
Organism: Lindgomyces ingoldianus
Lineage: Eukaryota; Fungi; Ascomycota; Dothideomycetes; Pleosporales; Lindgomycetaceae
Exons: 3
Coding region: 383-1591 (402 amino acids)
Source: RefSeq, a predicted model, not a curated record